Messenger RNA from Sturnus vulgaris (Common starling), 573 nucleotides. RefSeq names its product ribosomal protein L22 (gene RPL22). Gene Ontology annotation, biological process: cytoplasmic translation. Gene Ontology annotation, molecular function: RNA binding; structural constituent of ribosome. NCBI's taxonomy places the organism in Eukaryota, Metazoa, Chordata, Aves, Passeriformes, Sturnidae. Gene Ontology annotation, cellular component: ribosome. The record is from RefSeq and is a predicted model, not a curated record.
GUGGGACCGGAAGCGAUCGACGCCGUCGGCGCUCGGCUGGGACGGCCCGAGCGUGGUUUUGCGCAGGCGCGCGGGACGCGCUCCCUUUCUGCCUCGCGCGGAGCCGCCAUGGCGCCCGCGCAGAAGAAGCCUGCGGCGAAAGGUGGCAAGAAAAAGAAGCAGGUUCUGAAGUUCACGCUGGAUUGCACGCACCCCGUCGAGGAUGGCAUCAUGGACGCCGCCAACUUCGAGCAGUUCCUGCAGGAACGGAUCAAGGUGAACGGCAAAGCGGGAAACCUGGGCGGGGGCGUGGUGACCAUCGAGAGGAGCAAGAGCAAGAUCACUGUCACGUCAGAGGUGCCUUUCUCCAAGAGGUACCUCAAGUACCUGACCAAGAAGUACCUGAAAAAGAACAACCUGCGGGACUGGCUGCGCGUGGUGGCCAACAGCAAGGAGAGCUACGAGCUGCGCUACUUCCAGAUCAACCAGGAUGAGGAGGAGGAGGAAGAAGAAGAUUGAGCCCCACCGCCGCUGCUGACGGCUAUUUUGUACAGUUUCACUUUUCUGGAAUAAACAGCAGCAGAGUUGUUCAUA